GAAUAUAACAAAAAUCCAAGGCGAAAUUCGUCACUCUUGUCAAAAUGAUGAAAUUCGUAGCUCUCGUCCUUUGCAUCUCUGCAGUUUGGGUGGAAUCAAUCCGUGUUUCACCCGGAAAAGUACGCAUAAUUGGUGGUCAUACUGCUAAAGCCGGUCAGUUUCCUUUCGCUGCAGCCAUUUACAAAAGUACAGCUACUGGUACUUAUUUCUGCAGUGGAGCUUUGAUUAAUUCUCAAUGGGUUUUAACAGCUGGACAAUGUGUCGUAGGAGCCCAUUUGUUCACUAUUCGUCUAGGAUCAAACAGUUUGAGUGCAAACGAUCCAAAUGCAGUGAGGUUGGCAACAGAUCUCUACUUCUUACAUCCUGAAUACAAUGCAACAAAUAUGGCGAACGAUAUCGGGCUUAUCAAGUUCCGCUUACCUGUCGCACUAUCAGAUUACAUUAAACCUAUCAGUAUGUUGGCGUCUGCUACUCUUCCCGAUGCCUCCCCUGUCAUAACUUUCGGUUGGGGACAAAUUAACGACGAAAAUGCCGGGCUUGUCGACGAACUCAACUAUGUUUAUUUGACAACACUCAGUAACGAAGAAUGUCAACUCACUUAUGGAAGUCAAGUUACAGACCAAAAUGUUUGUGUCAGUGGAAAUUAUAAUGAAGGUACUUGCAAGGGUGAUCUUGGCAGUCCUCUCUUUCAAUACGGUGGCUCUUCGUUGAUAUACCACGUGGGUGUUUCAAGUUUCUUAAGUUCCAAUGGAUGCGAAAGCACUGAUCCUUCUGGAUUUACAAGAACUAGUCCAUACGUCAACUGGAUCAAUAAUGUUACAAACUCUAAUUGUGUUCGUAUUAUUGGUGGCAAGACUGCCAAUGCCGGUCAGUUUCCUUUUGCAGCAGCAAUCACCAAAAGUACAAAUACUGGUACUUAUUUCUGCGCCGGGAGCCUAUUUAAAACAAAAUGGGUCAUAACAUCAGGUCAAUGCGUUGAUCAAGCCAAGUUGUUUACAAUUCGGAUUGGAUCAAACAGUUUGAGUAGUAAUGAAGCUGAGAGAUUGUCCACUGAUAUUUACUACUUGCAUCCGGAAUUUAACAGGACCACAAUGGAAAACGAUAUCGGUGUGAUUCAGUUUCGCCUGCCUAUCACAUACACUGAUUACAUCAAACCUAUAAGCUUACUGUCAAAAGUAAAAAUCCCCGAUUACACGUCUGUUGUAACAUUAGGUUGGGGCCAAACUAGUGAUGAAACAUCUGGAUUAGUUGAUGAACUCAAUUAUGUCUAUUUAACGACAUUGAGUAAUGAAGAAUGCAAACUAACUUAUGGAAGUCGAAUUACUGAUAAUAUGGUGUGUGCAGAAGGAAAUUACAAUGAGGGUACUUGUAAGGGUGAUUUGGGAAGUCCAAUGAUACUCUAUGGUGGAGCUUUGACUUAUCUUGUUGGAGUUUCAAGCUUUAUAAGUUCAAAUGGUUGUGAAAGCACCGAUCCCUCAGGAUUUACAAGGAUUGUUCCUUACGCGUCUUGGAUUUCUAACAUAACAAACUCUAAGCAGCCAAGUCCAGUUUUAAACACUAAAAAUGUUCGCAUUAUCGGUGGAAAUAAAGCUGUCGAUACUGAAUUUCCGUUCAUGGCAGCUAUUUGGACCACCACUUCUCUUGGUAGAUACUUUUGUGGUGGAGCAAUUAUUGAUAAAGAAUGGAUUUUGACAGCUGCAGAUUGCGUUGAUGAUGCCAAAUCUUUUAAAAUUCAGUUAGGCUCAGUUAGUUUAUCAACAUCUGAUAAACACAGAGUUAAUGUGAAUGCAACCGACUUUGUCAUUCAUCCAGAUUUUAAUUCAACAACGUUACAAAACAACAUUGCUUUAAUUAAGCUUCCAGAUGCUUUAAAAUUUAAUGAUUAUCUCAAUGCAAUAGCACUACCAAGUACUGCACUUGAAGACAGUACAGAUGCAAUAAGUUUGGGAUGGGGCCAAACUGAUGAUGAACAUUCAGGACCUGUUGAUGUGCUACAAAAAGUGACUGUUGUCACUUUAACUAAUGAGCACUGCAAAUACACUUACGGUAAUCAAAUUACAGACAAUAUGGUUUGUGCUUUAGGUGCAUUUAAUGAAGGCACUUGCAUUGGUGAUAUUGGUGGUCCUUUAGUUCAACCAAAUGGAACUUUUAUUCAUGUUGGAGUUGCAAGUUUUCUGAGCUUUAAUGGAUGUGAAAGUAUAGAUCCUUCUGGAUACGAAAGAACGUUUAAUUCUCUUGAAUGGAUUAAAAAUGUUACCAAAAUAUCAUAAUCUGUUUUGAGAGUAAAAAUGAUAAUAAAACUGUUAAUG
Tribolium madens (black flour beetle) is the source of this 2309-nucleotide messenger RNA. Its product is annotated as transmembrane protease serine 9-like. Gene Ontology annotation, molecular function: serine-type endopeptidase activity. NCBI's taxonomy places the organism in Eukaryota, Metazoa, Arthropoda, Insecta, Coleoptera, Tenebrionidae. Gene Ontology annotation, biological process: proteolysis. The coding region runs from base 45 to 2270 and encodes 741 amino acids. The record is from RefSeq and is a predicted model, not a curated record. The transcript is spliced from 17 exons.